Lingula anatina is the source of this 15073-nucleotide messenger RNA. RefSeq lists its product as uncharacterized. NCBI's taxonomy places the organism in Eukaryota, Metazoa, Brachiopoda, Lingulata, Lingulida, Lingulidae. Gene Ontology annotation, cellular component: plasma membrane; cell-cell junction. Gene Ontology annotation, biological process: homophilic cell-cell adhesion. Gene Ontology annotation, molecular function: calcium ion binding. The record is from RefSeq and is a predicted model, not a curated record.
CUACUACAUGUAGUAUCUCAGACAACCAAAAACUGCAUCAUACAGACAUGAGAAUUUAUCCACUGACAAUUGGGGAGAGCGUGUGAAGCCUUACUUUAAGGUUAUCAACACCCUGUGCCUCUGUUCAGUAAACAGACAGAAGAUAAAGAUAGGGUACAAGUUAAGGUAUUUUGCACAAGGCUGAUUUGUGAAUGUAACCAAAAAUUAUAUUUCUUUGGAAUUUCCCGACAAAAUGUCAGUUAUGAGUAACCUUCAUCUCUUUAUAAAGCAAGUUGUCCUAUCACCAUGCAUUGCUAUAUUCCUCUCUUUCCCAACAUACAUGCACACACACACACACAUUUGGUAGAGAAAAAGAUUAUGCUGUUUGAAUAAACUUGAUUGUAUUUACUCAGGUUUGACAUUGCAAAUAGCAAAUUGGAAAAAGUGACUUAUUGCACACAAGAUUUCCAUGUGAAAGUCGCCUAAAGCUGCUGUCAUUUGCUGAUUAAAAAUGUUUCAUGUCAUGUGCUGAUUAGAGAAAUGUUUCAGGACUUAAAUCACAGUGAACCUUGUGUUACUCAUAGCUCAACUCAGAGUUUGUUAUGUCAACUGCUGUACAUAAAAUAUUGGUGUUACAGCAUUUCAUACUUAGCCUAGUUUUGUGUCUGUUUCAGUUUAAUGUAUGCAUCAUACUUGAAAACUUUGACUAUUGAUCUCGAGCACCUCCUUUUAUUUUUUCUAAACAGGUUCAUUUCUUCAUGUGAUUUAAUUCUUGUUAGAAAUUUUGCAUGACUGUAUAUCCUACUUUGUCAUAUUGUUUUCACUGAAAUUUUACUGAAAAGUCGUGCUAAAUUUUUUUUCAGUGGCAGUGAAGAAAUCAAAGAUGGUUCAUAAAGACUCCAUUGCUGUGUGGAUCUACUGUGUAGUCUGGCUGGGAAGUCUUCAACCAACUGAAACACAACCUUCACAUACCUCACUGACCACGAUAUCUACAUUAACAUCUGUAACAGCUGAGUCCUAUCAGUUAUCAGUUACAACACCUACACCAGUACAUUUAUCUACAUCAUCACAGUCACCUGCAACAUCACAGUCAUCUACAUCAUCACAGUCAUCUACAUCAUCACAGUCAUCUGCAACAUCACAGUCAUCUACAUCAUCACAGUCAUCUACAAAAGUACAGCAGUCUGCUUCAUUAAAACCAUCUUCUCUUACCCCCUAUACCACAGAGACAUCUACAGGUACCUCAGUAGAAACAACUGUCACAGUGGCAUCUCCAGUAAGUCCAGUUUCCACAGUGGAGCCAUCAAAACCUGCAGAGUCAGCUAAGUCUUCUGCAUCUUCACUACAGACACCCCCUGCAGUUUUAUCAGAAAAUGAGACAACAAAGAUGACAACAUCAGGAUCAGCUACAACAACAUUAGCUCUGAACACACCAUCAUCUACAUUACUAACAGCAGGGAAUAUUACAACAUCAGGAUCAGCUACAACAACAUCAGCUCUGAGCACACCAUCAUCUACAGUACAGACAGAAGGGGAUAUGAUAACAUCAGGAUCAGCUACAACAACAUCAGCCCUGAACACACCAUCAUCUACAGUACAGACAGAAGGGGAUAUGAUAACAUCAGGAUCAGCUACAACAACAUCAGCUCUGAACACACCAUCAUCUACAGUACAGACAGAAGGGGAUAUGACAACAUCAGGAUCAGCUACAACAACAUCAGCUCUGAACACACCAUCAUCUACAGUACAGACAAAAGGGGAUAUGACAACAUCAGGAUCAGCUACAACAACAUCAGCCCUGAACACACCAUCAUCUACAGUACUAACAGAAGGGGAAAUGACAGCAAUGUCACUUUCAACAGCAUCAACAUCAACAACUUCAGCAGAGCAAAUGACAUCAACAACAUCAAAAACAUCAGUACAUACAACAACACCUACAGUAGAGACAGCAGUGGUAGAGUCUACAACAUCUGCAGUAGACAGUACAACAACAUCUGCAUUAGUGAUAGACCCAUAUGUAGCGAAUAUAACAUCAUCAACAGUUGAGACAACACAACCAAGAGUAAAUGCAACAAUGGUAGAGUCUACAACAUCUACAGUGAAGGUUUCUGCAGUAGAGACAACAUCUAUAGUAGAGACAGCAUCAUCUACGGUAGACACAGCACCAUCUGCAGUAGAGACAUCUACAGUAGACACAGCACCAUCUGCAGUAGAGACAUCUACAGUAGACACAGCACCAUCUGCAGUAGAGACAUCUACAGUAGACACAGCACCAUCUACAGUAAAGGCAUCUCCAGUAGACACAGCACCAUCUGCAGUAGAGACAUCUACAGUAGAGACAGCACCAUCUACAGUAGAGACAUCUACAGUAGACACAGAAUCAUCUACAGUAAAGACAUCUAUAGUAGACACAGCACCAUCUACAGUAGAGACAUCUACAGUAGACACAGCACCAUCUGCAGUAGAGACAUCUACAGUAGACACAGCACCAUCUGCAGUAGAGACAUCUACAGUAGACACAGCACCAUCUGCAGUAGAGACAUCUACAGUAGACACAGCACCAUCUACAGUAGAGACAUCUACAGUAGACACAGCACCAUCUGCAGGAGACACAGCACCUUCUACAGUAGAGACAUCUACAGUUGACACAGAACCAUCUACAGUAAAGACAUCUACAGUAGAGACAGCACCAUCUACAGUAGAGACAUCUACAGUAGACACAGCACCAUCUACAGUAGAGACAUCUACAGUAGACACAGCACCAUCUGCAGGAGACACAGCACCUUCUACAGUAGAGACAUCUACAGUAGACACAGAACCAUCUACAGUAGAGACAUCUACAUUAGAGACAGCACCAUCUACAGUAGAGACAUCUACAGUAGACACAGCACCAUCUGCAGGAGACACAGCACCUUCUACAGUAGAGACAUCUACAGUUGACACAGAACCAUCUACAGUAGAGACAUCUACAUUAGAGACAGCACCAUCUACAGUAGAGACAUCUACAGUACAGACAACAUCAAAAGUUGAGACAACAAUGAUGGAGCCCACAAAAUCUACAGUUAAGGCUUCUACAACAUCUACAGAAGAGACAGCAACAUCUAUAGGAGAGACAACAACAAAAUCUACUGUAGAUACAACACCAUCUACAGAACAGACAACAGCAUCUACAGUAGAGAAGACAUCACUGGCAGUGGAAACAUCAACACAAGAGACAACAACAAAAUCUAAAGUAGAAACAACACCAUCAGUAAUAGAGACAACAUCAUCAACACUAGAGGCAACAACAACAUCUACAGUAGAUACAAAACCAUCUACAGUACAGACAACAUCAACAGUAGAGUUGGUAUCACCAGCAGUAGAGACAUUAUCAACACAAGAGACAACAGCAAAAUCAACAACAGAUACAACAUUCACAAUACAGACAACACCUUCUACAGUACAGACAACAUCAUCAGCAGUACAGAAAACAACAAAAUCUACAAUAGAUACAACAUCAUUUACAGUACAGACAACAUCAUCAACUGUAGAUAUGACGUCGUCAGCAGUAGAGGCAACAUCUGCAGUGGAAACACCAUCCUUAUUAGAGACAUCAUCUACAGUGGAUAUAGCAACAACGUCUACAACUGAGCCAGAAACAUCUACCAUAAAGACAACACCACUUACAUCAGAGACAUCAUCUUUACCAGAGACAACAUCACCUAUACUACAGACAACAUCUACAGUAAAGACAUCGUCAACAUUGAAGCCACCAUCUACAGUUAAAACAACAUCAUCUACAAUGUUUGCAACAACACCAUCUAUAGUAGAGACAACCUUAUCUAUAGUUAAUGCAACAUCUAGCAGACACAAUAUCUACACUCAAAGCAACAUUUACAGUAGAACCAAUAACAUCUUCAGUGAAUGCUACAUCUACAGUAUCUACAUCCUCUUCAGUACAGACAACAGCAUCUACAGUGGGUACAACACCAUUAUAUACAGAAGAAAGCAACACAACUUUACUAGAGACAACAUCAUCUGUGGUAGAACCAGCAACGCCUACAGUAGACACAUUAUCUACAUUGAAACACCAUCUACAGUACAAAUCACAUCUUCUACAAUUGUUGAAACAACCCCAUCUACAGUGAAUGCACUAUCUACAGUACAGACAACAUCAUCAGUAGAGACAACAACAACAUCUACAGUAUGGACAACGCCAUCUACGGUGAAUACACCAUCUACAAAAGAGACAACGCCAUCAUCAGUAGAGGCAACAACAACAUCUACAGUACAGACAACCCCAUCAACAGUGAAUACACCAUCUACACUAGAGACAACAUCAUCAUCAGUACAGACAACAUCUACAGUACAGACAAUCCUAUCUACAGUGAGUACACCAUCUACAUUGAAUACAACAUCUACAGUAAAGACAACAACACCCACAUUAGAUACAACAGCUGCAAUGUCCAGUGUGAAAACAGCACCAACAACCAUGUCUUCUCCCAGAACUACAGUACCAGUAUCUUCCCUUCAGUUUGUUACCAGGAAACAUGCUCUGAGCAUCCCAGAAAACACAAGUGUGGGGACAGUGUUAUAUAACCUGACACUUACUGGAGGAAUACCCAACCCAACACAGGACUUUGACUUUACCUUACUCAGUGAUGGCAAUGGAACCUUUAACCUCACAGAAAGCAGAGCUAUAAUACUGACCAGACCUCUUGAUUAUGAAGUCCAGAAAACACAUGUGAUAUUGGUCCAGGCUCGUAUGACAAAAAGCAGCAUUGAAGAUAUUAGUAGUAGAGACUGUGUUGAGACCACAAUGGAGAUAACAGUGAUGGUAGAAGACAUUGAUGAGUAUCCUGUGAUGUUUCAGUAUUAUAGCAAAUCUACAACCUAUGGUGAAAACUUUACCACAGGGAUGUCAGAUGUAAAUGUCCCUAUCUACUGGAUUGUGAUAUCUGCAGAUACUGAGGUGGGAACAUCCAUAUUUAGGUUCACAGUAAUGGAUGCAGAUAGAAGCCCCCCUGCAGUGACAGGAUUUCAUUUACAUGGAAACAACUCUGCACAGGAUUUCCUAGGAGUGACAUCAGAGGGGGAAUUGUACACAACUGAUGUUAUUCCUGUUAAUACAUAUGUUUGCCCCUUUGGAUGUGCUGUGCAGGUAUAUGAACUCCUUGUCACUGCCUCACAAGGCUCCCAGGAAUUCACAUCCAAGGUUCUACUGGUCAUCAGGGACGUUAGAGUAAGACUGAAAAUUGAAGAACAUUCUUACCUCCAAUGUCUUCAAAUUAUAGAUUAUAUUUCUUCAAAUGGGACUUCCAUUGUUGAUAGUUCUCUUUCUGCAUUUGUCAAUGACAGUGCUGUAUUUUAUGUCAAUAAUUAUGAACUUGAGAUCUAUCACUUGAAUUAUGAGUCCAUACAAGAGUAUCACCUGCUGCUGAACUGUUCCUAUGGCGGUUUCUCUGUUCUUACAGUUCCAAUUGUGUUAGAGGUGCUGGAUGUGAAUGAACACAUUCCAGUGUUUGAUCAGAGAGAAUGUUAUCUAGCAGUUCCAAGAGCAAGCCCAGCUAACACCAGUAUUGCUGUGAUAAAAGCAGAAGAUGGUGAUGACGGUGCCAAUCUGGUCUAUAACCUCACUGAAGGAAGUUACUAUUUUUGGUUGACUGACUGUGGACAAUUGCAAACAAAAAUUGAGAUGGAUUUUAUGCCAAAUUCUCUUCAAGUUAUUGAAGGCAAAGUGAGUGUUUCUGAUGGUCUCCAUUUCAGUGAGACCAUGGUCCAUGUCCUUGUGUAUGCAUUGGAUCUAGAGUACCACAUACCAGAGAACCAAACAGUGGGCAAUACUGUGGUUCCUAACUUGUGUGGAAAUAUGUCAGCUUAUGAGUAUGCCAACUGCAGUAUUCUUGACCCAACAGGGACAUUUGCAGUACACAGAGGUGACCUUGAAAUUGUUUCAGAUUUGGAUUUUGAGUCAAGGAAUACUUACAUAUUAUUACUGAAUGCCAUUGUUGCUACCAUUGAAAAGAACAUUACUGUCACAGUUCAUGUACUUGAUGUCAAUGACAAUCCACCUCUCUUUCUUCAGCAGCAGUACAAUGUUACUGUUACAAGGGAGACUAACCCGUAUACCCUUCUUACCACCCUCACAGCAGAGGAUGCAGACCAGGAGCAGAAUAUCACAUACAAAUUACUUGGGAAUGACACUGAGAACUUCCUGAUAAAUAACUAUGGUCAAGUGUUCAGUUUGUCAUCUAUGAACUUUUCCAACAGUUUAAUUCACAUGGUCAAUUUGACAGCUCAGGUCACAGAUGGUGUCUAUACCUCCCAUGCAUCACUUCUGGUUGUCAUUGCUGCAGAUCAGUUAUAUAUCAAGGUGCCCGAGGACACCCCAGAUGGAAGUGUUAUACAGCCAAAUAUCUGCAGUCCAGAAUUCUUACUACAAGGAACAUGCAGCCUCUCUGGAAAUGACUCUACAUUUGGACUGGUGGCUGAAGAGGCCUUGGUGCUGCAGGGUUCAUUAGACUUUGAAUUAAAGGAGAACUAUGACCUUACAUUAACUGCAAUAACAGCAGACAUUACCUGGAUUUUACCUAUACAUGUUCAGUUGUCAGACACCAAUGAUGAAAUCCCCUUGUUUCUGAAUGAAGACCAUUUCUUUGGGACUGUCAGGAACUCAUCACCUCCAAAUAUGACCAUUUUCAGCAUCAGGGCCAGUGACAUUGUCAGAUCAACACUGGAGUUCAGCCUUGAUGACACUGGAGCAGAAUAUUUCCAAAUUUCUCACUGUGGACAAUUGCAGACCACAAGUUCCUUCCCAGCACAGCUUCAAGCUCCUUUUCAUUUUGUCAACUUCUCCAUAUCUGUCACAGAUGGUGUCCAUGUCACCACAACCAUUGCUGGAGUCCUCAUUUCUGCUGAGUCAUGGCAGGUGUCUGUGACUGAAAAUGACACAGAAAAUAACUUUGCCCUCCAGAACUUAUGUGGAAACCUGAACUCACAUGGAGGAACUUGCUCAGUGACUUCAGAACCAGAAAUACCAGGAUUGUUUUACAAUGUCUCUGAAAACACUUUGUAUCUCAACACAAGAUUAGAUGCCAGAAUUCAAAAUAUUUAUGAGGUAAAGGUUCAGACCUCAUUGUCACCAUUUACACCCAUUACAGUUCCAAUAUCAAUCACCAUAAUUGAUGACAAUGACCAUGUACCCCAGUUCACCCAACAGUCUUAUUCUGCCAUCCUCCGUAAUGGCAGCCAUGAAAACACCAUUGUCUCUGUGGUAGAAGCUGUGGACGGAGAUCUGGGGAACAACUCUAAACUCCAGUACACAAUUAUCUCUGACCCUUUGGGCUUCUUGAAUAUCAACAGCUAUGGACAGAUUUAUACCAGCAGUAGACUUAAUAUGUCAGAUGUGAUCAGUGAUGUUGAAGAUCUCAUAGCAUACACAGUACAGGUUACAGUGGAGGCCAGAGAUUUAGGAACACCUCCCAAAUAUAACAGCACUACAGUGGAUAUUAUAUUCCUUGCUGAUCAGUUUGAGAUCAACAUCAAGGAAAAUGUGGAUAAUAUAACAUUUGGAAAUAUAAGUGUUCCUGCUUUGAGGAGUGUAGACUUUGUUGGAGCACCUGCUGGUAUAAGUGUAUUGCAAGAUUUGACCCACCUUUGGCUUUCAAAAGGGUUGGAUUUUGAGCAGAACUCGAGCUUUCACUUCAGCCUCAAUCUUACCCUGGAUGACAGCCACUACACUGUACCUGUGACAGUGCAUGUCAUUGAUGUGAAUGAUGAACCUCCAGAGUUCAGUGAAAGUGUCUACAACUUCUCAGUGCCAGAUGGUGCUAGGUACUUUACAAUGAUCAAUAUGACCACUGCCACUGACAGGGAUUCUACACACAUAACAUACUCCAUAACAGAUGUGGAAGAUGCCAGGAAUUCAGUGAAGGAACUAUUUUUGGUGAAUGAAGAAACAGGAGCACUGUACACUAAUGAUCAAAUCCGUUUCAGAAACCUCCAUAGAGAAAAGCGCUUCAAGUCAAACAAUGACACUUACCUUGAGUUCAUGGUAUGGGCAUCAGAUGAGAACUUCACAGCCAAUGCUACAGUCAGAGUGACUGUUCUGAAGUAUAAUCCUAAUUCCUUCAACCUGGAGAACACCACCGAGGCCUUCUUACUGGAAGGAAAUUACAACAACUCUUUACAUUUAGUAACCAAUAAAACAGCUCGAGCAAAUUUCUCUGACUACAACUUUCAAGUGACUGCAAAGCAAGAUGAAAUGAUGUUCUUCAUCAAUGAAACAACUGGAUUCAUCUAUACAAACAAAGUAUUUGACAGGGAACAAAAUGACAAUUAUAUAGUGUAUGUGAUGGCAUUAGAGGAGGAAGUGGAUAGCUGUCAAUCUGUGGUGAUAGCCAUUGUAAAUAUCACUAUCAGAGAUGACAAUGACAAUUCACCUGUUUUCUAUCAUACCACCUACCAGGGAACAGUACAAGAGAACACAACAGGUGCUACAGUGGAAUUACAGCCACUCAUAGCAGCAUCAGACAAGGAUAUUGGAUCAAAUGCUUUGAUACACUAUGCACUACUGAAUGGGACAGAUGCCUUCCAAAUUAACAACACAUCAGGGGUUAUUUGCACCAAUGGUAUUUUGGACAGAGAGGAGACAGACAGUCACACUGUCCUGAUAUCAGCCUCAGAUGGGAAGUACAAUGACACAGCAAUAGUUAAUAUUACAGUGGUUGAUGUGAAUGACAAUGCUCCUGAAUUUGAGAUGGAAUUCUAUCAAUUUAAUGUGUCAGAAGACCAAGAAGUGGACACAAUUAUCGGUCAAGUCUUAGCCACAGACAGGGACAGCAGCAGCACCACAUCACUGCACUACAGAAUUGCGGAAAAUGAUGAGAAUAGAAAUUUCAGAAUGAAACACCCAUUUGCGUCCGGUAAGAUCUGGAUUUACAGUAGCCUUGAUCGUGAGAAAAUCCCAAAUGGCACAAUAAAGUUUCAUGUCAUUGUGGAUGAUUCAAAGUGCGACUCUUCUCCAACAUGUACAUCACAUUCAUCCACUGCCACAGUCCAGGUAGAUAUAGGAGAUAUUAAUGAUAAUUCACCCAAGUUUGACCAAGAUGAAUACACUGUCUACGUUGAUGAGGGUUGGAACGGCACAUUUGCUCAGGUCAAGGCCACAGAUCCUGAUGCAAAAGAAAAUGGCACCGUUACUUACUACUUGAGCGAGCCAGACAAACAAGCAUUUAAAAUAGACUCCACAUCAGGAAAUAUAACAAUGCGGCACCCUUUUGACUAUGAUGAGAAUCAUGCUCUAGAUAUAAGUUUCAAAGUUUAUGCUAGAGAUAACGGCAAAGAUGCUUGCAAUACUAGUGCAAAGGUCAAGGUCAUCAUUAAGGACAUCAACGACAACCCACCUAAGUUUUUGAUUUCAGACAUAAGUCUAGCAUUACAAAAUGGGCUAGUCAUUCCCAUGGUGGCCCUUGAUAAAGAUUCUGGAGAGAAUGGAAAUAUUACAUAUUCUCUUCCAAGUUACCCGUGCAACAUGUCAUCUCAUGGUACUGAUAAUCCCUGUAGAGAAUGCUUUGACAUUUCAAACACUGCCCUAUUAUCAGUCAAAGAUACAUGUAUAAAAUCCAAAGAAAAAUGUAAACAUUUUGUUCUCACAGUGGAAGCAACUGACAACGGCUCCCCACCUCUUUCUACAUGUGCAAACAUCACAUUUUCAAGUUUAGGUCAAAAUGUACCAUGCAAAUUUGAUAACUUGGACUAUUACAUCAAUAUAACAGAGGAGCAGCACUACCCCUGGCCAGUGAUAAAUUUAACUUACACCAAAUCUAGCGAGGAGAAGAAGUGUAACUUUGAUCUGGACUGUGGCUCAGGGUCCAGGUUUAUUAUUAUCAAUAAGACAACAGGAGAAAUCCGUCUCAAUGGCACACUGGACAGAGAAGACUAUUACAACACAACUGGUAAGAUGGAUGCCAUGCUGUGUAGUGUACGUGUCAGUGCACCUGGAGAACUCAGCAGUGUGGCUCAGGUACAUCUUCAUAUAAAUGACAUCAAUGACAACACCCCAGUGUUUGACAGUGACAGUGUCUUCUGGUCCAGGAGCAUGAAUGAAAGUUACACUGGACAUGUAGUGACCCUCACCGCUCAUGAUGCAGACAUUGGAACCAAUCAAAUCAUAAGAUAUGUUAUCAGAGAGCAAGACCCACCAGGUCACUUCAGCAUCAAUGCAACCACUGGAGAGAUGAUGGUCACCAAGUCAUUUGAUAGAGACACAAUGGAUGACCCUAAUGUUAAGAUUGUUGUAUGGGCAGUUGAUGGUGGAGAGAGGAGUAGUAGUACAAAUAUAACUGUAGAAAUCAUGGACAUCAAUGACAUAGCUCCUGUGAUCUUCUGUGUCAGCUGUAAUGGAUCCCACAUUGAACUGAAGGAGAAUACAACAAAUGAAGGCAUUCUCCUGGUUGUUAACAGCACUGACAAUGACAUUACUCCAGGGAAGGUGACAUAUUCUCUGGAUACACUUAGUAUAACAAGGGGGUUUGUUAUUGAUGAUGUCACAGGAGAAAUUCGAGUGACAAACAACACAUUUGACUAUGAAGACAAAGCUGAUCACUAUUUUAAUGUAACAGUUUAUGCAAAUGAUGGCACAAAUGUCGGCCAAAUGAAGCUUACUUUGAGCCUGGUGGAUAUCAAUGAUAACGCACCUGUCUUUGACCAGAGACGCUAUGAGUUUACUGUGCCUGCAGCGGCUAAGGCUGGCUACACAAUAAACAAUGUAACAGCAGUGGAUGCUGACAGCCAGUCUUAUAUCACAUACAGUAUAUCAGAUACAGCCUCCUUUGCCAUCAAUUCCUCCACUGGUUUUAUCACCAGAGCAGGGACAAAUUGCAUCAGUGGUAACAACACUUUCAAUGUCUCUGCUUCAGAUGGAACAUAUACAUCUGUGGCUGAAGUUGUGAUUACGGUAACCUCAGAAAACACAUAUCCUCCUGUAUUUAACCAGUCAGUUUACAGCUUCACAUUGGACAGAAUACAAGUGCACAACCAUUUUGCUAGUUUAGUAGAAUCAGAUUUGGUAGUCAUGGCAACAGAUGAUGAUUACCUGGACAACUGUGCCACUCAUGUAGAUAAUAGCAAUGGAAAAGUGACUUAUUCAUUUCAAGAUAAUCAUGAUAUGUUUAUUUUUUCAAGUAAUGAAGCCGGGGUUAUUGGAAUUCUUAGAAGUGACUUUCUGAAAUAUGGCAAUCCUAGGGUAGCACUGAAAGUUCUUGCUACUGACAAUGGAAGAAACAGAAAGCAGGGAGAGGCCACUGUAGUCAUAAAAAUUAACAACCAGAAACCAGUUUUCAGCACCAGCUACCUACGGCUUAAUUUGUCAGCAAAUGCAGCUGUCCACACCACAGUGGCAGUGAUAGAGGCCGAGGACAGUGAUGAGAAUUCUACCACACUCUACAGCCUUGUGGAGGGAGAUAGCAAACAUUUUCAACUCAAGAACUACACUGGUAUUUUACAGUUGACGGAGAAACUGGUUCUGCAAAAUGAAGACUACAAUUACACUGUAAAAAUAAGAGCCACAGACCCUGUGUUGAAGGAGGCUGGACUACCUGAUGAAUACUGCAGCAGUGACCUUGACCUGAUUAUCACAGUGGUGCAACCAAACAAAAACCUCUACUCACCAAUAUUCCAAAAAAUCAAUGAGGUGAACAUUACCAGCAAUGUGAAGGACAUAGUUAUUCUAAAUUUGUGCUAUGAUGGGACGCUGGGCAGGAUCAACGUGACUGCUACAGAUGGUGAUGAUCCAGGGACACCUGAAGGACAGAUGAUUUUGGGUUUGGAAAACACUUUCUCAUGUUUCAGAACUAGAAGUGAGGCUGGUCAGGAUAAGAACUCAGAUUGGUACUUUAGUGUAGAUGGCACCACUAUCCAAUACAGGGGCAAUGUCACUGACCUCCCUGUACACUGUACUGUGGUAUUGACUGUGAGGGACAAUGGAACAGUGAAGUCCAUGGAGAGCCAAAGGACAGUAAGUAUACACAUCAGAUCUCAAGAAGCAGAGUGUGAACUUGAGAAGAGUUUUCUGGGACUUGUGAAGAAUGCCACGUCCUGUUCUGAUGCCCAGGAUCUGAUUGUUGUUGUUGGAAUCUCAGCCUCUCUAAAUGGAGUGUUAUUUGUAAUGGUGAUUGUAUUGAGCUUUGUUUGGAAACCAAAUGUGAAGUGCAAGAAACCAGUUAUCAAACAUGAAGCCACAUUUAUUCCAUCUCACACGAAGGAUGAAUAUGAUGUUAAUAGCUUAUUUCCAAGUGGUGAUUACAGCUACAUACGAGACAUGCCACCAAAACCACCUCCAAGACCCCAGUUUACAUUCACAAAGAGACAGGAUCCAGUUGAAGGCACCACUCCACUACCCCCACCUGGUGGCAGCGAUAACACCAACAAGAGCUACCUCAGCCUCGUGUCACCAGAGUGUGAUACGUCACGUCACAAACACCUGGAACAUAAACCCAAACAUUCUGUUUACGCUGAUAGAUAUGGAACGGACGAGGCUUGCAGCUCCUCUCAAGUGGGGUCUCAAGUUUCUCUUCAAAUAGAAAAACAUUUUCUGGUAGAUGAGUCUCAACAGAGUCAUGGAAACCACCGUCUUGGAGACCAUCAUCAUGGAGACCAAAGCAAAAGUUCUUUGACACAAAAGUCAAAACAGCAGCCAAGCACAAACUCUAGAUUUGAAAAAAGUGGAUCUUCCAUAGGACAAACUGUAGUUUUCAGUGGACCUAUUAACAUAACCAACAUAACUCAGCCUAAUCGCUCUGCCAUUCUGCCUCCUCUUCGUCAAAUCCCUAGUGUGUUGGACAAAAACCAGAAAGAGGCAAUGAUGCAGAAACUGAUAGGGAGUAAUGAUAAGUCUGCAGAAACCCCGGAUAAGGACAAGGCAGCCGAGGAAGAGGCCAAAGCUGGCAUUGAAUCUGCUGGUAAAAAGUUGACAGAAGCUUUAUCAAAGAAAGUAUGUCACAGUCAGGGGGAGCUGAUGACAGUUGGUGCAAGGGAACUCCAGAACUUAUCCCUGGGCACUGAAAGCAUUUCAGAAAACACACAUGGAAAAGAGAGCCCACUGGAUAGAAGUUUUGGUACAGUCAGUCCAAAGGAUAGUGGCAUUGGUACAGAUGGUGAAGAGCUAGAGCCAACACAAGAUGACCCUGUCAUCUCCACCAGCUCCUUGCCAUUGGAAACAGGUCAAGGGCAAGGUCACCAUCUCCCAAGCACCUGCCCAUCAGAUGAAACCAUAGAGACUAUCACUAUAUCAGAGUCAGAGUCAGUCCACAAUAGGGAUUACAGUACACCACAUGAGAUGGUGCUGAGUGAACGUCCUACUGUGCGCCCAGGUACUGCAGUUGAAGUGACGGAGAAAGCUGCUUUGCAUCAUCUUCCAUUGCAAUCAGGCAGGCGGACUGUUGCAUCCCAGCAGCCAUUUCAGUUUGAGGCAAGCCUUGUCAAUGCAGAGGUGAACAGUCCCAAAGCUGAGCAAAAACCACAGCCAAAGAGAAGUUUCCUGGAGAACGUAGGUAGUUCAUUGGAAUCUGUGAAUGUUCCAGAAUUAGAGAAUCUCCGUCCAGGAAGUGCAUCCAGUGGUACAUGUACUGUUAUCUCAGAUGAUGGUGCCAUUCAAUACGUGAAUAGCUCCAAAUGGCAAAUGUCUCAGACUACAAUUGAUGUAGAAACACACAUACCCACACUGGAAGAAUCUAACACAAACACUGAAAUGUCUCCUCUGAAAUGGAGGCAGAAAAGGAAAGUAGCACCAAGUCCUUCGGAUCCAGUGCAUAAUGAGCCAGAGGAGGCUUGGAAUAUGAACAAUUUGGACCAAGAAGAUGAUACAGGAGAUGGGUUGCUGGCAAACACGCCAAUAAGUGAUGACGGUGUGCCACAGCAUGAAGAUUACGAUGGUCAGCCAUUGGAUGGAGAGACCGUAUUCCAGGCACCAGGUGGCAGCACCAUCAGGGCCUAUCUGCCACAGUUAAACCAAGAGUCGGAAGUUACUGUGACUGGAGACAAGAAAACCAAGAGGAAUAAAAAGUCAAAGAGGAGAUUGGGAAUGCUAGCGUUGACAAAACGUGAUCACAGAACUAAGAUAAACUCAAAUGUGAACUCUACUAUGAAGUUUGAAAACUUUAUAAAGCAGCGUGAAUCCAAAUUUUAAACCAUUUUAGGUUUUAUUUGGUACAAACAUAUUGUACUUCUCAAACACAAAAAUCAGAAUAAUUUGUUAUUUUUACCAGGUUAUAUCACAUCUUCUGGUAUUUUGCAUAUAUGUAAGAAUAAUUUGACUUGCAACUACCAAAUCCUGGUUGUAUUUUAAUCUAAAUUAAAUUGGAAGUUUUUUUCUAUGCACUACUUGUUUCUAAUGAAUUGGAAGUUUUAAAAAGCUGUGUAUCAUUGUUCCCUUAGUUCUAUAUGUGAAAAUUUUUAAUUAAGUUUAAGAAAAAAGCAAUUUAAUUUCCUUCAUUGAUUACUGUAGCAAUAUUGAUGUUAUCACUGCUGUAGUGAAAUUUUUAGCUGAUUUAUUCAGCACAGAUAUUAUACGUGUCAUGGCAUGCGCAGUAUGUAUAUUUGGACUGUUAUUGCUAUCUAACAGGCACCUUAAGUUCAGCUUAGCUAUUGCACAAAAGGAAAUACAAGUAGGUUUUAAUACUAAUUUAAGUUAGGUUAAUGUCGUUAAUGACAUUUCAUGGAUAAUUUCUGAGAAAGCAAAAGUUUAAGUUCAUUGCAUUUUUUCCUCAAACUAAAAUCUAAACUUAGUCAGCAGACAACAUUAACCAUGUUUUACCAGUAGCUCUAUAUGAAACAAAAUAUAUUAUUUCACGUACGCGUGUACCUUUGGUGUUUUAAAGCUGUUGACAGGAUCACACGAUAAAACAUGAUUAAAACUAGAUCAUUCCAAAUAAACAUCUCUCACACAGAUUAUAGUAUAUGUUACUAGACCUGUUUAUGCAAACUUGAACAAAAACGUGAAAUUGUUUUUCAAUGAUUAAUAAACUACGUAAUGUGUCGAGAAAAUCUUCAGUGUAUAUAAAAAUAGUAAUAAAUGGUAGGUGCAUUAUCCAACAAAAUUUGGUUAAAUAUUUGCCUC